AUGACGGACAAUCAGAACCACAGCAGGGAGAAAGGCAAAGGAGACCAAGAAACAAGCAUUGAGCUGACGAUCGUGCAGCCUGCCGCUGAGGUGACCCAGGAUGGCAUACCUGCAUCACCCACCAACACACAUACGCUCACUAACGAUGAAGAAGCUGAAAAGGAUGAACUUCCGUAUAAGCCAAAUUGCUGCACAGAUAGAGUUGAACAUUUGGAGGAGCAGAUCCUCGACUUCUACCAUGACAACCACAACACCAUCCACUGGAGCAUCUAUGGCAUCCUCCUCCUCCUCUACCUAGCUUACCUCAUCUACAUCCUGGCCCACGACGCCUACCAAGCCAUGCCCCUUUUCAUCAUCACAACCCUCCUCAUCCUCAUCCUGGCCUGGAGAUGGCUCUGGAGGCGCUUCUCCGGGGAGAUGCACACCUUCCUGGUCCGCUACUCCCAGUCGUUGUCACGGAAACGGAAGAUGACGAUAAAAGGGCUGGUAUAUUUUUUUGUAAACCUGACACUGGUGAUAUUGGCUGGAGUGACGGGGGUCUUUAAAUCACUGGCUUUGGAACCAGAACGUCUUAUCUCCAUCCUUGGAAUCUUCUUUAUGCUUUUCUGCAGUUUUCUCAUUUCCAAAUUCCCAGCUAGGAUAAGAUGGAAAACAGUGUUUUGGGGUAUCUACCUUCAGCUAUUUCUCGGAAUACUUAUCCUGAGGACGGAUCCAGGUUUCAUAGCUUUUAACUGGUUGGGUACAAACGUUGAGAUAUUCCUCAACUAUACCACGGCGGGUGCCGAGUUCGUCUUUGGUCCUGCCCCUCUCUCUCUGCACUCAUUUCUCUUUAUAGCUCUUCCGGUAAUAAUCUUCACCAGUUCAGUGUGUGCGUUGUUGUACUACAUGGGGGUAAUGCAGGUUAUCAUCAAGGGUCUGGCCUUUGUCAUGCAUUUCACCAUGGGCACGUCAGGAGCAGAAUCUUUCGCUGCUGCUUCCAACAUCUUCGUCGGAAUGACCACAGCACCCCUAGCAAUCAAGCCCUAUCUGAACGACAUGACAAACUCGGAACUGUUCUCCAUGAUGACCGGGGGAUUCGCCACCAUUGCUGGUAACAUGCUGGCAGUCUACAUCAGCUUCGGAAUCAACGCGGCCCACCUCCUCUCGGCAUCCAUCAUCUCUGCUCCGGCGGCACUGGCCAUCGCCAAGAUCAUCUACCCAGAGACUAGGAGACCCAAGACGGCGCGGGUUUUCAACGUGGAGACGGAGAAAGUUCCUGAAAGAAAUUGUUUGGAAGCAUUCUUCAACGGGGCGGCCGACGGCUUGAAAAUCUGUGCCUACAUCAUCUGCAAUAUCCUGGCUGUGAUAUCCUUCCUGGCUUUCAUCAAUGCUGUCCUCAAAUGGCUGGGAAACAUGGCUGGUGUAGAGAACUUUAGCUUUCAGCUGAUCUGUCGGUAUUUGUUUUUCCCUUUGGCAUGGAUCCUGGGCACAAAUCCCUCAGAAUGUGGAAUGGUAGCAGAACUAAUUGGCAUCAAGACUUUUCUCAAUGAAUUCAUCGCAUACAAGGAUCUAGCUGCUUAUAUCGAAGAUAACCAAGUCAGUCCAAGGACUCAAGUGAUUGCAACCUAUGCAUUGUGUGGUUUCACAAACCUUGGUAGUCUAGGUAUCAUGUUAGGUGCAAUGGUACCGCUCAUCCCACAGAGGGUGGCAGACAUUUCUCAGAUGGUGGUCAGGGCGCUCAUUGCUGGCAGCUUAGCAUGUAUGCUUACUUCUUGUGUUGCAGGACUUUUGUACGACCCAAGUAGGUCAUAUUUUGAUGGACCAAGCCCGUCUCUCACAACAUUAAUGCCCAACAUAACAUCGUUAACUCCAGUCAGCUAGAGAUGUAAUAUCUCAAAAUUAAUUUUCAAAUCCUGCCAUGUACUGUUAGUUUUCUUAUUUCUAGUAGUGGAGAUUAUCUUGCCAUGGUGUGUAUCGAUGCAUUUUUAUUUGGUUUAUUGUUAUACUGACCAUUUGGUAUUUGAAUGAUAAUCUCUUGAAUUGUAAAUUAUACCAUUCGAUUGUUCGGCAUUUUUUUUAUGUUUUUGAUGUGAGAAGUUCCUGGUUAAAAAAAUAUUACUGAUGCAUUUGACUAAUGCAGUAUUAUUGUGCAUGGAAUGGCCAGUAAAUGAGUCUAAUCAGUGAUAGCAAUAUCACAUGUGCAAGUACAUUGAUCAAGAUGGCAUCCAUUUGAAGUGGGGUAAAUUCAUCAUGUUUCCUGUUUUAAAGGAAUACAUAUGGAUCCUUACAAACCAUAUACUGUUGGAAAGCUUUAAACCCAAGGAAUUCCUAUUUAAUUUUGUCUACCAUAUGAUGGAAGUCAAAAGUGUCAUAAAAUACUUGAUUAGAAAAUGAAUACCCGGUAUGAGAAGUUUCAAAUUUUCAAUGUUGGAAAUGGGGUUACACUUCGUAAUUCCGAAGGUUCAUAAU
Molecule: messenger RNA, 2448 nt
Organism: Lytechinus variegatus (green sea urchin)
Lineage: Eukaryota; Metazoa; Echinodermata; Echinoidea; Temnopleuroida; Toxopneustidae
Product: solute carrier family 28 member 3-like
Exons: 11
Coding region: 1-1860 (619 amino acids)
Biological process (GO): nucleoside transmembrane transport
Cellular component (GO): membrane
Molecular function (GO): nucleoside:sodium symporter activity
Source: RefSeq, a predicted model, not a curated record